CGUGAGAAUUGACAGUUUGUGCUCUUCUUUUUACCACGACUGUAAUAAUGACCAAGACUUUAUAUAAGAGGUGAAUUUAGGUUCUAAAUUUGAAAGGAGGAGGUGACUCCUCUCAUUGUCAUCAAAAUAUCAUCCGAGAAUCUGGAGGAAAUCUUGCUGUGUGCAGGAGACAAGGCAGAAAAUCGAUAUUGGAUGCCUGUGAUCUUUGAGCCCUCAAGCAGCACUGAAAUCAAAACAGGAAUGACAUUAAAAUCACUGCAUGGGCUCAGGAACACUUCCUGAAAGCGACAUCUGUGAACACAGUUCAUUUUAUAAUCCAGUAAUGCUGCUUAAAGCUCUAUCAUACAAAGAAGAAGCCACAUGUGAACAUGAUCCAGAAAGGUCUCCAUCUUUUCUGGACCAAUACUCAUUUAAAAUGCACUGAAGCAAAGUGGAAAACCGUUCUCUGGUGAGAUUAAUCAAAAAUUGAUUUGUUAACUUUUGUACUUUUUCCAAAACAUGGAUGCUGCAUCCUAUAGGCUAAAGAGGAGAGAGACCAAAGAAGCUCUGCUGUAGUGUUCACGGGCACUAAUCACCACUUUAAGACUGAAUUUAAAAUGUAAAGCUGUCUUUUUGGUAAUAAACACCUGCAGCUCUUAAUGAAAUGUCUUUAGGCUGAGCUAAAGGUUUUAUUGUGUCUUCACCAGAAAAUAAUGCGCACUACUUUCUGCUCUCUUGCUGCUCUCCAUGGUGCUGAACUGGUGGACUAUGAACUGGUUUGCAUGAGGCCUGUGCUAUUCUUAGUGACGGGGACACACACACACACACACACACACACACACACACACACACACACAGACAAACGCACACACACAUACAAUCAGACAGGCGGGGUCAUUCUGCAGACUGAGCCGUGCAGAGUGGGGCUACAACAAACUAGAACGAGUCGAGAAACGUGCCGCUGAUGCCAUUUUCUCCAGACCACUUUCCUCUACCAUUUCCUCCAACUUUCAGCGCCGUUUCUUCACUUGUUCUGCACAGCCAACAAGCUCACAUCAAGCUUCUGUGCCUUUAACAUGGAAACAUCUCAACUUUGUGAGCAAAGUUUAAUAGUUUAGAGGAAAAUGGGGCGGCAGAAGAUGUGCUCGGAACCUGAGUUUCCUUCCUGGAUCAACUCAAAGAUCAGACACAGAGGGAAAGUUUUGAACAGCCUCUAAACUCUGCCAGACUCGGUCCUCAGAGGGAGGAGGAGGAGGAGACAUGAGGGUGUUUAACCGGGGUGUGAUGAUGCUUCUGACCACAGCAGGGGCUUUCUGUGCCUUCAGCCUCAUGACCAUCGCCGUGGGAACGGACUAUUGGCUGUACUCCCGAGGGGUGUGCCGCUCCAAGACCCUGAGCGACAACGAGACGGUCCGCAAGAACGAAGAAGUCCUGACCCACUCUGGUCUGUGGAGGACCUGCUGCACGGAGGGGACAUUUCGGGGUGUUUGCAAGGACAUUGAUCACUUUCCUGACGAUGCAGACUACGAGCAGGACGCUGCUGAAUACUUACUGCGAGCGGUACGAGCCUCCAGCCUCUUCCCCAUCCUCAGUGUGGGAUUAUUAUUUCUUGGGGGUGUCUGCGUAGCUGCCAGCGAGUUCUACAAGUCACGCUAUAAUGUCAUUCUCACUGCGGGUAUACUCUUUGUCUCUGCAGGUCUCAGUAACAUCAUUGGCAUCAUUGUGUACAUAUCAGCCAACUCAGGUGACCCCAGCCAGAGCGACAACAAGAAGAGCUACUCCUACGGCUGGUCCUUUUAUUUCGGAGCUCUGUCCUUUGUGCUGGCUGAGAUGGUGGGCGUCCUGGCAGUGCAUGUGUUCAUAGAAAAACACAGACAGCUGCGCACCAAAGGCCGGCCUUCGCUCAUGAAGCCGCCCAUCUCUCGAAGCUCAUCGUAUUACCGCAACCGUUACUACCAGAACCGCAGCCGCCGAUACAGUUACAGGAGCAACCACAGCGCAGGGGACCCGCACUCCUUCCGAGCAUCGCUCAGCCGUGACCGGGAGCCGUCCAUCUCCGCUGAAUCUAAAGUCACCACCAUGGCAGGUUUGCCAACACCAGUGUCAGUGGGCUCAGAGUUCAUGCUCUACGCUUUAACCUCACCUCUCAAAAACAGUAAGAUAGACAUGGCUGUGGAUCAUUUAACAGCUGCUCACAACAACACAGAGAUGCUGCCUGGGAACUGCGCUUCCAACAGGAGGACCACACCUGUCUAAGAAGAUAGUCCCUGUAAGGUUGAACUUUAGUGGGAGGAGAGUAAGCUUUCUCACAUUCUUGCUAUGGACAGAAGAAAGGCAUUGUAGACAAGUGCAGGGCUGCAUUAGCCUGCCAAAUAUUUUUUUCUAUGAACUCUUCAGUCACUCAUAUGUCAAGAAAUAGUGAAAAACUGCCAUUACAAUCUCCCAGAGUCCGUCCAACAGUCCAACACCAGGAUAUAACUUGGGGUACAAUCAGAAAGUCCAGUUACUCCAACCAUUAAAACCAGAAACCAUUUCUGGUUUAAAUUUGGCCAAUCUCCCCUUCAAAGUCUGCUCCUUCUGCAGCUCUGGAAUUGAAUGGGCGGUGGUUCAGAGGUUUGCACAGAAAAAGAUCCUGGGUUUGAAACCACUGGCUGGGGCCUUUCUCUGUGGAGUUUGCAUGUUGUCCCUGUGACUCACUGUGUCCAAGCAUGAAGGCAAUGCAUCAGGUUAUGAUGAUAGUUAUUUCUUAAGUCAUUUGCAGGGCCUUGCACUAAUUCAGAAUGAAAUCCGGGAUGAGAACUUCACUGCGAAGCUCUACUGUAAAACCUGAAGCGUCGAAUAGAGUAUAUCUGGUGGAAUCAACCUGAACUGGUUGCUUCGAGUCUUCAAUCUGCAACUAGCUGCAACUUUUUCAUCUUUCACAUAAUUAUAUAUAAGCUAAGGGGUCAGCAUUUUGACAUGGUGGAGGAGAUCCAACAUGCACUGUUGAAAGAAAGGUUGGAGUGGUCAGAACAGGGCAUGCAGGGAAGGGUUUAAAAUAGGAGCUGAUGAGCUGUAAGCUUGCAGCACUGCCCAAAGACAUGCCCUAAUAGGGAAGAUGUGUCACAUUUAAAUCAGGUUAUGGUUCACAAACUGGCACCGCAGAACUUAAUGAUUGCAUCUCCUGAUGAAACAAUGCAAGAAAAUAAAGCUG
This is a messenger RNA of Oreochromis niloticus (Nile tilapia), 3172 nucleotides long. It is a transcript of the gene cacng3a, whose product is annotated as calcium channel, voltage-dependent, gamma subunit 3a. The coding region runs from base 1240 to 2235 and encodes 331 amino acids. Gene Ontology annotation, biological process: neurotransmitter receptor internalization; transmission of nerve impulse; positive regulation of synaptic transmission, glutamatergic. Gene Ontology annotation, molecular function: voltage-gated calcium channel activity; channel regulator activity. The transcript is spliced from 4 exons. Gene Ontology annotation, cellular component: AMPA glutamate receptor complex; postsynaptic density membrane. The record is from RefSeq and is a predicted model, not a curated record. Lineage: Eukaryota; Metazoa; Chordata; Actinopteri; Cichliformes; Cichlidae.